UCUCUCUCUCUCUGCCAUGGCGUGACCAUUGAUCAUGCUUUGCAAUCUUCAGUCCAAAAGCUUCACCAAAGCCGAUUCACCACCGCAUGACCGACUCACAGAGUCGAACCACUGAGCUCCCCCGCAGAAACCCCGACCCAAUGAGCCACCUUCGCAGCCCGAAUAUACCCGGCAACCUGAGGGGUCGAUCCUGGCCCGGCCAGACCCUGCCUGGUGGCGAUGAUCAAGAACCACCGUACAACAUCAUCCCAGUUGCUGCCGUCCCAGCUGACCACCCCUCCCUCCGUGUCCUGGAGGUCCGUGCUGCCUGCGCCGCCCUGCGCUCCGUUGGUGACCUCCGCUGGCCGCCAUGGUCCCCGUGGCGCCCUGACUACGACCUCCUCGACUGGCUCCGCCUCUUCUUUGGCUUCCAGGAGGAUAAUGUCCGGAACCAACGGGAGCACCUCGUCCUCCACCUCGCCAACCUCCAGAUGCGGCUCGCAUCAAGGCCAGACAACAUUGAGGUCCUUGACGUCGCCGUCCUCUGCUGCUUCCGGAAAAAGCUUCUCCGGAACUACACCCUCUGGUGCUCCUACUUGGGCAGGAAGUCAAACAUCUGGAUCUCCGACUGCCAUGAUGUUAUCUCGGACCCACGGCGUGAGCUCCUCUAUGUCUCGCUCUAUCUCCUUGUCUGGGGCGAGUCAGCGAACCUGCGGCUUAUGCCAGAGUGCAUUUGCUACAUCUUCCACAACUUGGCGAUGGAAAUGAACAGGAUCUUAGAGAAUUACAUUGACCCGAACACUGGACAGCCCGUUUUGCCUUCGGUCUCAGGAGAGAAGGCCUUUUUAAAAGAAGUUGUGAAGCCAAUAUACGACACGAUUAGGAAAGAGGUCAACAGGAGCAAGAAUGGGACUGCGCCCCCCGGUGCAUGGAGUAACUAUGAUGAUAUCAAUGAGUACUUCUGGUCUGGAAGGUGCUUUGCAAAGUUGAGAUGGCCGAUCGAUAGUGGAAGUAGCUUUUCCACGAGGGAUGGGAACAGAUAUCGAGUUGGCAAGAUGGGGUUCGUAGAGACGAGGACGUUUUUGAACUUGUUCCGGAGCUUCGAUCGAUUGUGGGUGAUGUUGGUUCUGUUUCUGCAAGCUGCAAUCAUUGUGGCUUGGCACGAUGAUAAGGAGUAUCCAUGGCAGGCAUUGAAGAGCAGGGACCUUCAAGUCAAGGUCUUGACUAUUUUCAUGACUUGGAGUGGGAUGAGGUUCUUGCAGUCCUUGCUUGAUGCUGGAACGCAGUACCUCUUGGUGUCAAGAGAAACGAUGUUUUUAGGAGUGAGGAUGGUGAUGAAGAUUGUCGUGGCAAGUCUUUGGAUGAUUGCUUUUUGGGUGUUCUAUGGACGGAUUUGGUCGCAAAGAAAUGCCGAUGAGAGAUGGUCACAAGAGGCAAACAGGAGAUUGGUGCAUUUUCUCGAGCUGGCCUUCGUCUUUGAUCUUCCUGAGCUGUUGGGAUUAACCCUGAUGAUCAUUCCAUGGAUUCAAAAUUUCCUAGAGGAAAGAAACUGGAGGAUCUUCCACCUGUUCACGUGGUGGUUCCAGAGCCGUAUCUUCGUGGGUCGUGGCCUUAGAGAAGGUCUGGUCGAUAGUGUGAAGUACUCUCUAUUUUGGAUACAUGUACUAGCCACCAAAUUUUUAUUCAGCUACUUCCUGCAAAUUAAGCCCAUGAUCCAACCCACGAAACAGCUCUUGAAGCUGGUAGAUGUGAAAUACGAGUGGCACCAGUUCUUUGGCGACAGCAACAGGUUUGCUGUUGGGCUGUUGUGGCUCCCCGUGGUGCUUAUUUACCUUAUGGAUCUGCAGAUUUGGUACUCGAUCUAUUCAUCCUUGGUUGGAGCAGCAGUGGGGUUGUUAGAUCACUUGGGCGAGAUCCGAAAUCUGGAGCAGGUGAGAUUGCGGUUCCAGUUCUUUGCGAGCGCUGUUCAGUUUAAUCUAAUGCCUGAGGGGCAGCUUUUGCAAACGAUAGGAAACAAGUUCAAGGAUUUGCUUCACCGGCUGAAGCUGAGGUAUGGACUGGGCACGCCGUACCAGAAGUUUGAACCUAAUCAGAUCGAAGCGCUGAGGUUUGCUUUGCUUUGGAAUGAGAUCAUAGCCAUAUUUAGGGAAGAGGAUAUAGUAUCUGACCAGGAAGUUGAGCUUUUGGAGCUACGGAGGAGUGCUUGGAGUGAUAGAGUUAUUUCCUGGCCAUGUUUUCUCCUGUUCAAUGAGCUGUUGCUUGCUUUAAGACAGGCCAAGGAGCUAGUUGAUGCUACUGACAAAAGGCUCUGGUAUAAGAUCUGCAAGAACGAGUACAGGCGCUGUGCUGUGAUCGAAGCAUAUGACAGUGUCAAGCACUUGCUGCUUGAAAUAGUCAAAAUUGACUCGAAGGAGCAUUCUGUGAUCACUGAUUUGUUCGAAAAGAUUGAUCGCUCCAUCGAGGAUGGGAAAUUUACGAAGCAGUUCAACUUGUCCAUGUUGCCUGAGAUACACAAACAUAUAUCAAAGUUGGCUAAGCUAUUGAAAGAUUCCAAGAAAGACGUGGGUAAAAUUGUGCUCGCUCUGCAGGCCCUUUAUCGGAUUGUUAUUAGGGAGUUCUCCAUAGAUGGGGAGGAUCAGUUGGCAUCUGGUGGUCGAUUGCCUUUCAUGGAUGCUGUUGAAUUGCCCGAUCCAAGUAAUAGCCAGUUCCAUUGGCAAGUUCGUCGCUUGCACAUUAUUCUGACCUCGAGGGACUCUACGCACAAUGUUCCUUCAAAUGUUGAGGCGAGACGGCGAAUUUGCUUUUUCAGUAAUUCGCUAUUUAUGAACAUGCCCCACGCACCUAAAGUGGAGAAAAUGUUUGGUUUCAGUGUUCUGACUCCUUACCACAAUGAAGAGGUACUGUACAGCAAAGAACAGCUUCUCAAAAAGAACGAAGAUGGAGUUUGCAUAUUGUUUUAUUUGAAGACCGUAUAUCCUGAUGAGUGGAAAUAUUUCAUAGAGAGAAUGCUUAGAGAAGGAAAGGUGGUAAAGGCUGAUGAGGACGAUGAAACAAUGGCCAAGUUGAGAGAUCUUAGGCUUUGGGCGUCAUACAGAGGCCUGACACUUGCUCGAGCAGUCAGAGGAAUGAUGUAUUACCAUCGAGCACUUAAGGUGAUGGCUUUUCUUGAUUCUGCAUCAGAGGUGCAAAUUCAGGAAUUAGCAAAAAGACUGGACUCAGGGGGGCAAGAUGGCAGCACGAACAGUUCUAGGUUGGAGGAGUUGUCUUCUUCUCUGAGUUUUAAUACCAGUAUUAGUUCAACCAAUCUUUCGUUAGAAGACCAUAUAUCUGCGAUGAAAUGCACAUUCGUGGUCGCUUGCCAGAUUUAUGGGUCUCAAAAGGCAGAGAAAGAUAAUCGUGCAGAGGAAAUAUUGUCCCUGAUGAAAAAUAAUGAAGCGCUCCGAGUAGCUUAUGUAGAAGAAGUCCCCGCCGGGAGGGAUGAAAAGGAUGAAAAGGAAUACUACUCUGUUCUGGUCAAGUACGAUGGGCAACGCCAGAAGGAAGUAGAACUAUACAGGGUCCAAUUGCCUGGUCCUUUGAAGCUUGGAGAGGGAAAAUCAGAAAACCAGAACCAUGCGCUCAUUUUCACUCGUGGUGAUGCUGUCCAGACUAUCGAUAUGAACCAAGACAACUAUUUCGAGGAGGCACUCAAGAUUCGGAAUCUGCUGGAAGAAUUCAAGACUUACUAUGGCAUACGGAAGCCUACCGUCUUGGGGGUUAGAGAACACAUCUUCACUGGUUCAGUUUCAUCGCUUGCUUGGUUUAUGUCAGCUCAAGAGAUGAGUUUAGUCACGUUGGGGCAACGCGUCUUGGCUAGUCCUUUGAAAGUUCGAAUGAAUUACAGCCAUUCAGAUGUUUUCGACAGGUUUUGGUUCUUAAGCAGGGGUGGUAUUAGCAGAGCAUCCAGAAUAAUCAACAUUAGUGAAGAUAUUUCUGCCGGAUUUAAUUGCACAUUGAGAGGAGGCAAGGUCACACACCAUGAGUACAUACAAGUGGGAAAGGGAAGGGAUGUUGGAUUGAAUCAGAUAUCAAUGGUUGAAGCCAAGGUUGCUGCUGGAAAUGGUGAACAGGUCCUUAGCAGAGAUGUCUAUCGGUUGGGGCAUCGGCUUGACUUCUUCCGGAUGCUAUCCUUCUUUUACACCACUGUGGGAUACUUCUUUAACACAACGAUGGUCAUCCUGACAGCCUAUGCAUUUUUAUGGGGCCGGCUCUAUCUUUGUCCCGCUGCAAGCAGCAGCAACGACAAUAAAGCACUCGGUACAAUUCUAAAUCUAUUUGUCAUCCAACUCUGUCUAUUCACGGCAAUCCCUAUGAUAGUGGAGAGCACCCUUCAGCAUGGAUUUCUUCAAGCUAUGUGGGAUUUCAUGACCAAGCAGCUCCAGUUAUCAUCUGUUUUCUACACGUUUUCUAUGGGAACUCGUGCCCACUACUUCGGCCGGACCAUUCUUCACGGUAGUGCGAAAUAUCGUCCCACAGGACAUGGGUUUGUCGUGGACCACAAAAGUUUCGCAGAGAACUACAGGCUCUAUGCACGUAGUCAUUUUGUGAAGGCGAUUGAACUAGGCGUAUUACUCACAUUCUAUGCGUCACGCAGCCAUGCUGACAAAAAUACCUUCACUUACAAAGCCUUGACCAUAUCAAGUUGGUUCCUUGUUGCUUCAUGGAUAAUGGCUCCUUUUCUGUUCAAUCCUCUGGGUUUCGAUUGGUUGAAGACAGUGCAUGACUUCGACGAUUUCAUGAACUGGAUAUGGUUCCGUGCUGGUGUGUUUACUAAAGCUGAAGAGAGUUGGGAAGUCUGGUGGUAUGAGGAGCAGGAUCAUCUAAGAACAACAGGUCUUUGGGGAAAACUGGUAGAGGUAAUAUUGGAUCUCCGCUUCUUCCUUUUCCAGUAUGGGGUUGUAUACCAACUCGGAAUCCCAGCUGGAAGUAGAAGUAUUUCUGUUUACUUGCUCUCUUUGAUUUGCUUUUUUGUAAUUCUGGGGGUCCAUGCGCUUAUAUCAUAUGCCUGGGACAAGUACGCGGCAAGAGAACACAUGUACUAUCGACUCGUGCAGUUCCUCAUCAUCAUACUAGGAGCACUCGCGUUAGUUGCAUUGGUGGAGUAUCGACAGCUCAAAGUAAAAGAGAUUUGCACCAGUUUGUUGGCGUUCAUCCCCACCGGAUGGGGCCUCAUAUCGAUAGCGCAAGUUCUUCGACCGAUUCUGAAGCCCACUUGGAUCUGGGGCAGGGUUGUUUCUUUAGCUCGUCUUUAUGAUAUAAUGUUCGGAGUGAUUGUCAUGGCUCCAAUAGCUGUGUUUUCUUGGAUGCCGGGGUCUAUGCAGACACGGAUUCUAUUUAACCAAGCAUUUAGCGAAGGACUCUGGAUUUCACGGAUUGUCUCCGCAAAAAGGCCGAAGGUUCACUUAUGAUUUCGAGGAGAUUCUUUUUGCUGGACAUUUCGGGAAUACUGAUUUGGCUUGGUUAAUACUUUCUUCCCAUGUUUUUAACAAGUGAUUCAUAAGGAAUCUACUUAUCUACACUUGUGGGGAUCUUUUCCUUUUUAUGAGAUGUAACUCUAUUGAUGACCCUUUGAUAUGACAAUGAUGCUGCUUGGAAAGUUGUUUUCUUUC
Molecule: messenger RNA, 5627 nt
Organism: Eucalyptus grandis
Lineage: Eukaryota; Viridiplantae; Streptophyta; Magnoliopsida; Myrtales; Myrtaceae
Product: callose synthase 12
Exons: 1
Coding region: 87-5426 (1779 amino acids)
Biological process (GO): (1->3)-beta-D-glucan biosynthetic process
Cellular component (GO): 1,3-beta-D-glucan synthase complex; plasma membrane
Molecular function (GO): 1,3-beta-D-glucan synthase activity
Source: RefSeq, a predicted model, not a curated record